UUUUACGGCCAACAUGGCUCUUGUGUAGCAUGCGUGUGAUGCUAGUGAUGCGUGUGUCUGUGAUGUUAAGCGAGGGUGGCUUGUUGUUGUAGUGAGUGAACGGCAAAGACAUGAAAGUGAAAGUGCUGUCGAGAAACCCUGAUGACUACCUGAGAGAAACCAAGCAUGACAUUCACAAAGUGCAACGCAACUUUGACCCGAGCCUGCACCCAUUCGAGGUGUGUCGCGAGUACACACGAGCCCUGAAUGCGGUCAAGUUGGACAAGAUAUUUGCGCGACCCUUCCUUGGCAGCCUGGAUGGCCACAGGGAUGGAGUCCAGGUGCUGCAGAAGCACCCCAGGUUCCUCGCCCAACUCUUCUCCGGUGCCUGUGACGGAGAGGUGAAGGUGUGGAAUCUGGCAGAGCGCAAGUGCGUACGAACCCUUCAGGCUCACCAGGGCAUGGUGCGAGGAAUCACAUUUCCGGGUGAUGGCCAGCGCUUCAUCACGGUGGGGGACGACAAGAACAUCAAGACGUGGCGGGCCGAGUCGCCAUCCUGGGGUGAGCCAGACGAGCCGGUGCACACCAUCCUCACUCGGGGUGUUCUGACAGGCAUCACUCAUCACCGUCGAGAUGCACUGUUUGCCACCUGUGGUGAGAACGUCCACCUGUGGGAGCACGCACGCUCUGAGCCACUGCGCACUCUCAACUGGGGUGUCGACACCGUCUACGCAGUCCGCUUCAAUCCAAUUGAGGUGAACGUGAUGGCGAGUGCAUCGAGUGACCGAAGCAUUGUGCUGUACGACACACGAGAAUCUCAGCCACUGCGGCGGGUUUUCCUCGAAAUGCGCUCCAAUACCGUUUGCUGGAACCCCAUGGAGGCCUUCAUUUUCACCUGUGCCAACGAGGACUACAACCUGUACACGUUCGACAUGCGGAAGCUGAAGUCCGCCAUCAAUGUGCACAUGGAUCAUGUCUCGGCUGUGAUGGAUGUUGAUUAUUCUCCAACCGGGAAGGAGUUUGUUUCCGGCAGUUAUGACAAGACUGUGCGCAUCUUCACAACAGACCAUGGCCACAGCAGGGAGGUGUACCACACAAAACGGAUGCAGCGGCUCUCCUGUGUCCUGUGGUCAUUGGACAACCGGUACAUUGUCACUGGUUCCGACGAAAUGAACAUCCGCCUCUGGAAGGCCUAUGCGUCCCAGAAGCUUGGAAUGCUGAGCCACCGGGAGCAGAUGGCGUUCCAGUACCAGGACAAGCUGAAGGAGCGCUUCAGGCAGCACCCACAGGUGCGCCGCAUUGCCCGCCACCGGCAUGUUCCCAAGCACAUCCACAAUGCUCAGAAGGAGAAGCAGGCCAUGCUCGCAUCACAGAAACGCAAAGAGGCCAACCGCAGGGCUCACAGCCGUCCUGGCACCGUUCCCUACAAGGCAGAGCGGACCAAGCACAUUAUCAACGAGGAGCAGUGAGGCGAAUAAA
This is a messenger RNA of Rhipicephalus sanguineus (brown dog tick), 1458 nucleotides long. RefSeq names its product DDB1- and CUL4-associated factor 13. Gene Ontology annotation, biological process: maturation of SSU-rRNA from tricistronic rRNA transcript (SSU-rRNA, 5.8S rRNA, LSU-rRNA). The coding region runs from base 111 to 1448 and encodes 445 amino acids. The transcript is spliced from 11 exons. Gene Ontology annotation, molecular function: protein binding. Lineage: Eukaryota; Metazoa; Arthropoda; Arachnida; Ixodida; Ixodidae. Gene Ontology annotation, cellular component: nucleolus; small-subunit processome. The record is from RefSeq and is a predicted model, not a curated record.